Molecule: messenger RNA, 1449 nt
Organism: Kwoniella shivajii
Lineage: Eukaryota; Fungi; Basidiomycota; Tremellomycetes; Tremellales; Cryptococcaceae
Exons: 7
Coding region: 1-1449 (482 amino acids)
Biological process (GO): translational initiation
Cellular component (GO): eukaryotic translation initiation factor 2B complex
Molecular function (GO): translation initiation factor activity; guanyl-nucleotide exchange factor activity
Source: RefSeq, a predicted model, not a curated record
AUGGCAGCCGCACCUACACUGAAAUCCAACGAUCCCAAUGCCCGUCUUACAGAGGCAUUAUGUACUUCUCUUCGUCGGCGACAAAUAGUCGGAUCACUCAAUGUCGCUCUUGCUACAGCAGCACUCAUUCAAAACAUAGUGCGAAGUGCAAGAUAUUCAACUAUUGAUGAAUUAUUAGCAUUGAUCAAAUCUGUCGGUAAGAAGUUGAUAGAUGCCAAUCCUAAAGAACUCGCUGCUGCAAACAUUAUUCGAAGAAUCCUAAGAUUGAUAAGAGAAGAAUAUAGAGCAGCAGCAGCCGCCCAAAUAAUGUCCGAACCUUCUUCUGCACCGGAAACACCUUUCUUAGGGCCUACUACACCAGGUAUAUCAGCACCCUUGAAUCAUUAUCUCUCAACUGUAAAUCAAGCUCAUAAUCAAAAUCAAAGCCCAACCCAGAAUUCAAGUUCAACAAUGAAUUAUUCAAGUUCAAGUUCUACUACUACUUCCAACAAUUAUAAUAAUAACAACAAUGAAUUUCAAUUCUUCCCUACAUAUUCAAUGAAUACGUCUACUCAAUUAUCUCGUCAAACUUCUUUAUCUAAUUUCGUCGCUAUGAGACAUUCAAGAGCACAAUUAGAAAGAUCAGGUUCAUUACUGGAUAUGCAAUUGCAAUUAUCACAAAGUACGAAUAACUUGUUCACUAAAAUACCUGAAACUCCCGGUGUUACUUCUGCUGGUGGAAUGAGCAGAAUAGAUUCUGAAGAAUUCAUGAAACAUUCAGCUAAAUUAAAGCCGGUUUUAAUACAAGCUAUUGAUGAAGUUGUUGGUGAAUUGGAAACUACUCAUGAAGAUGUUGCGAAAGGUGCAAGGGAACAUAUUCAUUCUUCCGAAAUCAUACUCACCAUGGGCCACUCGAGAACAGUCGAAGCAUUUUUGAAGCAGGCUUAUAGGGACAGGAAAUUCACAGUGGUAGUCGCAGAAUCUGCCCCGUCUUAUCUUGGACAUUCCCUCGCACAAUCCUUGUCUUCAUCUGGAAUCCCUACCAUCCUAAUACCUGAUUCGUCAAUUCACGCUUUACUGCCUCGAGUGACCAAAGUGAUCCUUGGCGCACAUUCCGUAUUAGCAAAUGGAGGACUAUUCGCUUUAUCAGGUUCUUUAGCAUGUGCAUUGGCAGCGAAAUCACACUCGAAACCAGUAGUAAUCACUACUGGUCAGUUCAAAUUCGCGCCCGCAUGGAAUCUUUAUCAUGAUUACGCCGCUGUAGAUUUCCAAGGUCCAGGAAACGUGAUUGGCACAAAAGGUAAUGGAGGUGGGGGUGGUAAAGAAGGAACUGAAGUUGUCGAUCCUUAUUUCGAUUACAUAAGACCUGAUUUAGUUCAGCUUUUCGUUACCAAUGAGGGCGAUCAUUCACCUUCAUAUAUCUACCGAUUGAUCAAGGAAGCGUAUGACGAGGAAGACGUGGACCUGUAA